This is a messenger RNA of Aedes albopictus (Asian tiger mosquito), 1447 nucleotides long. RefSeq names its product ets DNA-binding protein pokkuri. Gene Ontology annotation, cellular component: nucleus. Lineage: Eukaryota; Metazoa; Arthropoda; Insecta; Diptera; Culicidae. The transcript is spliced from 4 exons. The annotation marks the transcript as partial. The record is from RefSeq and is a predicted model, not a curated record. Gene Ontology annotation, molecular function: sequence-specific DNA binding; DNA-binding transcription factor activity, RNA polymerase II-specific. Gene Ontology annotation, biological process: regulation of transcription by RNA polymerase II; cell differentiation.
AUGGCGCUAUCUACACACCGCAGUUCACAUGUCAUCGGCAUCCCGAGUCUUGGUCAGAGUCCACAUACCUGUGACAGUCAGUGGUGCUGGAAAACGGAACCCAUCGAAGCAACUGCCGAGCGGGCCACCGCAAAGAUCAACCGUCUGCGGGAUAAGCCAACCGAACCUAGCAACAGCAAGAUGAAGCUGCUACCGAUACCGUUGUCACCGUUGAAUCCUCCCGCACCGCUCGGAAUAUGGGGAUCGGAUUUACUCUGGCGGUAUCCACCGGCACCACCCAGUCCGUUGGCUGACCUCAAGACUCAACUGCCGCCUCAGCUGAACACCGACCCCCGAAUUUGGGGCCGCGAGGAGGUUGCCGUAUUUCUACGGUUCUGCGAGCGGGAGUUCGAUCUACCCAAGUUCGACCUGGACCUGUUUCAAAUGAAUGGCAAAGCUCUCUGUGUGCUGACAAAGAACGACCUGGCGGAACGCAGCCCCGGUGCCGGAGAUGUCCUGCACAAUGUUCUGCAGAUGCUCGUUCGUGACGCUCAGACUCUACAUCGCCAUCUGCCGAGCAGUCCCGUAACUCCGACUAGCCGAUAUCCCCUGUCACCUCACAGCCACCCUCCCACACCAAAUUGGAGCGCUCUGGCACCUCCCGAUAGUCCCUUCUUCCACAAUAACCACCUGCAGCAGUUCAUGGCCGCAUCCAACUCCGUUACCCUUAGUCCAGCGCCAUCUAUUGACUCACAAGCCGGAAGUCCUCCGCAAAGUCACCAAGAACAGCUACAAAACGUGUUCCAGAAAUCAUCCAGCAGCAGUAGCAGUACUCACACGCAAAACAGCAACUCCGGAGGAAGCAGCAACCAAUCCGACUCCGACGAGGACAACACAACUGCCAGAUACCAUCCCCUUCCACUGUCCCACCCGGAUAGCAAACUUCCACUGCUCACCCAGCAGAAUCAAAGCCCUCCACUAACUCCAAUCUCCAAGGAAACGCAACAUCUCGGCCAGUUGCAGUUGCUCGAUACCAAGACACUCCAAUAUCCGGUAUCGUCCCUGUUGAACAACAGCUCCAGCACAAACAGCAGCAACGGCAUCUCGAGCACCAGCAGUAACGGAAACUCCCAUGGAAGCAGCAAUGGCAACUCCCUUACCAGCAGCUCUUCGGGAGCAUCCAACGGCCAUUCACUCAACCUGAAGUCACCGACUCUGUCGUCACCAUCCAGUUCGUCCCCUACCGGAUCUUCUUCGGCACCCAACACGCCUGGAGCUUUCCUUCCAGUUAAGCGGGAGUUCUUCCCUGACGGGCCCGAACCUAACACAAAUGGAAGGUUACUGUGGGACUUCCUGCAGCAACUGCUGAACGACCCGUCGCAACGCUACAGCAGCUACAUUGCGUGGAAGUGCCGUGACACCGGGGUCUUCAAGAUCGUCGAUCCCGCCGGAUUGGCCAAGCUAUGGG